AUGAGUUCCUCUGGGACGAGAAAGCGAGAGGAAAUGCUGGAUGCGGAUGGCAACGCCAUCGUAGACGGCGUUCUAACGCCCACUCCAGAUUCGCCGGCGGAUUCCGAGUGGCGCUCACGAGCUGGUCCUCUGGAUGUGAACAGUGGUAACGGUGGGCCGUGGAAGCAAGAAGACUGUUCGGGACCACAACCGGCGGACAUGUACGGCAAGUUCACGUGGAAAAUCGAGAAUUUCUCGGAGAUUUCCAAACGCGAGCUUCGUUCCAAGUGCUUCGAAGUCGGCGGGUACAAGUGGUACAUUCUCGUCUACCCGCAAGGCUGCGACGUGCACAAUCAUUUGUCGUUGUUCUUGUGCGUGGCAGAUUACGAUAAAUUAUUACCGGGAUGGAGUCACUUCGCGCAGUUUACCAUCGCGGUUGUGAAUAAGGAUCCGAAAAAGUCAAAGUAUUCGGACACUUUGCACCGGUUUUGUAAGAAGGAACACGAUUGGGGGUGGAAGAAGUUUAUGGAACUCGGUAAAGUCUUAGACGGGUUUACCGUGGCGGAUACUUUAGUCAUUAAAGCGCAAGUCCAAGUUAUCCACGAGAAGAUUGCGAGACCGUUUAGAUGCUUGGACCCGCAAUACAGACGAGAGUUGGUUCGCGUGUAUUUAACAAACGUCGAGGGUAUUUGCCGAAGAUUUCUCGAAGAGAAGAGAGAAAAGCUUUACGCUUUACGCAAGGAUCCGGAGAAGUGGGAAAAUCUUCGCAAUUUUUGGAACAAUCGUACUUUAGCCGAAAAAACGCAUCUCGCUUCCGAAAAAGCCGACGAUCUCUUAAAAGGUAUCGUGAAGAGAUUCUUCAACGAGAAAGAAGUGACGUCAACACUCGUCAUGGAUGCGUUGUAUUGCGGAUGCAGAGCCUUGGAUGCCGGCUCCACGUCUGUGGCGGACGCUGUCAAGGCCAGUGCGAAUUCGUCGUACGGCUCUGCUGCUUUAUCCAUAGCCACAAACACUUGUGUGCUCACCGGUGAUUUAGUGUGUGCGUUGGAACGCGCGGCGGAUGGAACUGCUUUUGAUGUCGAUGAUAUAGACUUGGACGAUUCUUCCGAAGGUCGUUCGUCGAAGCGCUCUAAACUCGGCGAGGAUAGCAGUAAAGAUGAUUCCAAAAAAGAUAACGAUAGUAAAGACGCGACGAAGAAGAAAGCUGGGUUCUCUGCGGCCGAUGCUGUCGAAAGAGACGAACAUCGCCUCGCUGAACUCGGCCGUAGAACGAUUGAGAUGUACGUCUUGUCCCGCGUUUUUAACGAACGCGUCGAAGUCGCCUUUCGCGAAGCCGAAGCUCUGAUGCGUCAAGAAGCGUUGAUUGCCGAAGAAGAGGAAGCUGAACGCUUAGCCGCGGAAGAAAACGAAAAGAAACACUCGAAGAAGCAGAAACAAAAAGAGAGGCAACGAUUGAAGAAGUUGGCCGAAGAUGAAGAACGAGCGCGAUUGGAAAAGGAAGAAGCCGAGAAGAAAGCCGCCAUAGAGGCCGAGAAGGAAGCCGAACGCGAAAAGCAGAGAGCGAUCAAACGCGCCCAAGAUGAGGAGCUUCGCAAGAAACAGGAAGAAGAGCAGCGCAUCAAGGAUGAAAAGGAGCGCGAGGCGAGAGAGAAGCGCGAAGCUAUUCAGAGGCAAAAGGAUGAAGAGAAAGCGAAGAAGAAAGCGGAAAAGGAGAAAGCGGAGGCGGAAAAACGCAAAGCGCGCGAAGAAGUGGAAGCGAAGGAAAGAAAAGAGAACAAAGAUACCACAAGUAAGAGUGAUUCGCCGGCGAGUAAAGCUGGUAAAGGUGCCGAUAAGUCGAUUCCGACGCCAAACUCUGCCGGCGGCUCUCCGGGAGGAUCCUCCUCUGAACCGCCGCUCGUUCGCGAACUUCGUGGUCGAAUCUCUGCGCUUGAAUCUGCUUUGGCAGAAAAAGCCGCUGAAGUCGUUCGACUUCGACGAGAUCUCAGCCAAUAUCAGCAAGGAAGUCCACCGGCAUCUUCAGGGAAAGGGAGCGAUUCCAAGGCAGCUUCCAUACCGAGAGUUGGCUCUGGAUCCAUCUCCGGGGAGAAGCCGACAGCCGCCGCUGUCGCUGCCGGUGCACCAGCCGUUUCUGCCGCCACGGUCGCCGGAUCCGGUGGUCCUGGCGCGCCACCGUUACCUCCGGGACCGCCUCCGCCACCUGUCACACCGGCAAUUGCCGUUGCCGCCGGAGGAUCAGCCUCUGAAGGUGACCGAAGCGUCCCGAUGCCGCCGUCCGGACCGCCGCCGCCGCCAAGAGGCCCCCCGCCUCCAACUUCGCUCGUCAAAGGCGUCGCGCAAAUGUCCGUCUCUGAGAACGGUGCUGCACCGGCUCCACCCGCGCCUGGAUCGUUUGCGCAAGCUGCAAAUGCGGGCGGCGCGGCGCCUCCAUCGGGCGCCAACGGCGCGAGGCCGGCGGCUUGGAUGCAACAGCAACAAGGACAACCGCCCGUACCUCCCGUCCCUGGACAGCAAGAAGAUAACUUCCCGCACUUUGGCAUGAUUGAAAACUUGUUGGGCGAUCUCGGAGAUGAUUUUGACUAA
Molecule: messenger RNA, 2562 nt
Organism: Bathycoccus prasinos
Lineage: Eukaryota; Viridiplantae; Chlorophyta; Mamiellophyceae; Mamiellales; Bathycoccaceae
Exons: 3
Coding region: 1-2562 (853 amino acids)
Molecular function (GO): protein binding
Source: RefSeq, a predicted model, not a curated record